Molecule: messenger RNA, 1623 nt
Organism: Condylura cristata (star-nosed mole)
Lineage: Eukaryota; Metazoa; Chordata; Mammalia; Eulipotyphla; Talpidae
Gene: NFAM1
Product: NFAT activating protein with ITAM motif 1
Exons: 6
Coding region: 40-825 (261 amino acids)
Biological process (GO): positive regulation of cytokine production; B cell receptor signaling pathway; regulation of B cell differentiation
Cellular component (GO): membrane raft
Molecular function (GO): transmembrane signaling receptor activity
Source: RefSeq, a predicted model, not a curated record
CUCCCGGAGCCAGCCGAAGAGGAAGGAGGACAGGGCCCGAUGGACGGCCGGGCCCGGAGGUGGUGGGCCCUGCCCGGCCUCAGCCCGGCCCCCCUGCUGCUGGCUUGCUUGCUGCUGGCCUGGCCCCGGGUGCCCGCAGGGCAGUCAGUGAGCCAGCCGGGCUCCCCCAUCCUGGUGUCCCUGGCCAACGGAGCCGUUUCCUUCAACUGCAGCAUCACCUACCUUUACACCCCCAAGUUCAAGUCCUUCGACGUCUCCUACUUUUACAUGGACACGCAGGGCCGGCCGUCCAAGGAGCAGACCGUCCCCUGCCCGCCCAGCUCGGGCACCGAGAACCAGACCCACACCGUGGUGUGCCAGAUCACCGCCGGGCUGGCCAGGGCCUCCGCCACGGGCACCUACUACUGCGUGGCCCACUGGGGGAGGAUCGUCGUGAGGGGCCCGGGCACCUUCAUCCUGGUCAGAGACGUGGGGUACCAGGAGCCCCCCCUGGGCUCCCGGAAGUUCCUGCUCCUGUUCUUCCUUGGCCUCCUGAGCGUCUUGAGCCUCCUGGGCACGGCGCUGCUGCUCCGGAAGAAGGCACGGACCCCAGGGAAGCACCUUGCCUGGAAAUGCCCAGCCACCAGCCCUGCCAAAGGUCCGCAGCAGCUGACCCCCGAUUCGGACUCCGUCUACACGGCCCUGCAGCGCCGAGACACUGAGGUCUACUCCUGCAUCCAGAGCGAGGCCAGCAGCCCGUCCCCCCUCCAGACCCCGCACUCCCAGGAGAAACUGCGCAGAUUUGAGGAUGACGGUGAAUUUAACCUGGUCUAUGAGAAUCUCUAGCCCCAGCGCUGCCUGCCUCCGCCUCGGCCUUGACCUGUACCAGGCGUGAGCCCCGGGGGGCCCCGUCAGUCCCCCCACGUGCUCACCCUCCUGCCGGCUCUGCCCUGCGCCCAGGGACCCCCGCGCCUCAGGUCGCCUGGCCUUGGUCCAAGCCGUGCCCGCUGCAAGGGGCCCUUCCUCCUCGCGGGGAGGGGGUGACCGGAGGAGCGGCUAUGCCCCCCCUUCCCCACUGCCCGGGUGGAGGGAAGGCAGGAGGCCUCUGCCGUGAGAGGGGGCUGGGUGGGCGGCAGGCAGAGGCUGGAGACCAAGGACUGGUGGGGCGGGGUGGGGCUCUGGGGUGGGGAGGGCCCCGCCCCCCCAAACCUGAGGCUCUCCCCUCCCCACAAGGAGGCCAGAUUGCCUCCCAGCUCGGUGCAUCCCCUGCUGGCAAACUGCCCCCACCCAGUGUGGCCUACCCAGUCCAGUCCCGAAGCCUGGAGCGCCGCCCACCGGCCUGGCCUGGCCCCGUCUUUGUCUGUCCUGUGCCCAGGACCCCAGUGGUCAGGAUCUGGGCCAGCCCCUGGCCUCGCCUCUGAGGCCGCCUCUCUCCCAGGGCUGCCCUGCCCCAUAAGCUGUCAGUGCGUGACCAAGGAUGCCCACGGCUGCAUUAGCCCCAAAUGUUAACGCUCUUAACACUUAGAGGCGUCAAAAUGGGGUCCUGCCGCCCAUCACAUAAAGACAAAGCAACCCAUCGUGUGAUGGGUCUUUAAUGGAAAUAGUGUGGAGGAGAAAGGAUGUUCCCAAUAAAAGUUUUCCAAU